CUCGGCGCUGUGCAGACCCAGACAUUCACAAUGUUAGCGACAGGCGGAGACGCUGUCCUCGCUCGAUCGUCGCCCAUUGCGGCAUCUCCACAGGGGACGCCCUAUGCUCGUCAAAGCGUCGAUCGAUCUCCGUGUGCAGCGCAGGGAUUGUUGGGCGUUUCACCGCACAGCGGUGGUCCAGAGGUCCGGUUAGGGAAAAGGCGCGGAGGUAGCGUUUCGCAUGCGACUGGCGGUGUCGUUGGCCCGGGCGUGACACCCAUUUCGCCUUUCGCUGGUGUGUUGGGGGCUUCUCCGACGGGUGUGCCCGCGGUUCGUGAUGCAGCCGUGCAUGGAGGUGUGUUUGGUGGUCCGUUGCUGCCAUCCCCACUACUGCCUAGACGGCUGGACUAUGCGGCCACGAUUCCUUCAGCACCUGUAUGGUCACUUGCGCUGGCCCCGCCAUGUCCUGCUGGAGGCGCUUCUCUUUCAGGAGAUCGCAGCGAUGCUUGGCGUUGUCCAACCGUUUCAUGUCUAGGAGUCGUCGGCGCGGCGGCCGGUUCGUCUGCGGUGCCGCCUCAGUCUCCCUUUGUCGCUCCUGAUUCCACACCUCCGGUUGACGAUGUCGAUAGCUCUGCGGCAGUCGGUGGCACGCCGUAUUCGGACAUCAGCAGCAUCGUGCGUGUGUGUGUGCGGGACGCGUGUCGGAGGCGGUUGUACGCUCUCCGCGAUGCUAUGGCCGGUGUGGGUGACCAUCGCGGACUGGUCAGCGACGUUAUUGAUCGGCUGCUCCACUGGUCCUUGGCAGCCAUCCGUGCAGAGUUUGGUGUCGGGGUAGCAGAUGUGAUUUCUUCGUCGUUGCCAUCUCGGGUCGGGAUGGAGUACGAGACUCGGCUUGUUGUGGGUGUGCACACUCUCCGUCCAAAGAUCGAAGGCAAGGCGUCGAAUGCGCUUGAGGUGCCAGCCGUCGUGCAACUUUUGCGAGGGCUGAUGGAGAAGGGGUUGAAGAUCCGGUGCGUUGUCUCGGAUGAUUGUGUCGCGCUGGGACCGCAGUUGCGAGCUCUGAACAUCGACUCGCAGAAGGAUUGCCACCACAAAAUAAAAAACAUUCGCAAACACUUCCAUAGUAUGUUGCAUCUGAAGGAAGCGAAGAAAGUGAGUAACCCGCACGAGUGUGUGUCAGAGACGCAGUUUAUGCAGUUCACGAAGAAGCGGCUGAUGGAGGCGUUGGAGCAGCGUUUCAGACCUGGCGUUCUCACACCUGCUGAGGAGCGGAUGAAGAAAUCAGAUUUCGUCGCUGUCGUCAUGCGGAAGAUGUACCCCUACGGAUCGAGGUCGAACGCUCGAGCGUUGGAGACUGAUCCUGACGGCUUGACAAAGUAUCAUGCGCAUGAGGUUGGGAUGUGGUUCCUCCGCGCUUGUCAGCUGUGCAGGGCGGAGGGUGGAGACGCCAGCAGUUUACACCGCGACAUCAUGUUGGUUGCCGAUCAUUGGGCUGGUGAUCAUUCCGGAUGUGUCUGCGGUAGGGAGAGCACCAUCAUCAUCUAUGCGAAGAAGUCGGUGCAUUUCGAGAAGUCUUACUAUGCGCGUCUGUUGAUCGCAGUGAUUCGGUGGAACGAUCACUACUGGCGCGACCCAGUCGGGUACGUUGCUCGCAUAGCUGCGGGCACUUCCAUACGUCCGAGACCAGGCUUCCGUCGACACUACGGUGAGGAGGCGAUCGACUCUUGGCAGGACAGGUUGACGGCGUCCGUGUUCGGUUCGGCUCGUGUUUCAGACUGGGCUCGAGAGCUUCUGCGACAGGAGGUUUGUCCUUAUGGAGCCGCGCCAUUGCCGCGCGAUCUGUUCGUCAAUGGUGGGGGCGACCCAGUGGAAGUCGUUUAUGAUGAUGCCUCCGGUUCCGACCAUGAGGCGGUGGGGGAUAACCGUGUUUUCAUCAUCGGUCACGUGGAGGACGAUGUGGUGCCUGCAUGCGAUGAUUGGGUCCCGGCAUCGAGCUCGGAAUCUGAGGGUGACAAUAUAGAGUUGUUCAGCGUUUGACUGAUUGAAUGGCUUUAUCGUUGACCUGACAUUGAUCUGCUGAUCCGAAAAUCAUUGCGCACGACGUU
Molecule: messenger RNA, 2084 nt
Organism: Chara braunii
Lineage: Eukaryota; Viridiplantae; Streptophyta; Charophyceae; Charales; Characeae
Source: the annotation of a GenBank genome assembly